Messenger RNA from Triticum dicoccoides, 1143 nucleotides. Its product is annotated as xylanase inhibitor protein 1-like. The record is from RefSeq and is a predicted model, not a curated record. The transcript has a single exon. NCBI's taxonomy places the organism in Eukaryota, Viridiplantae, Streptophyta, Magnoliopsida, Poales, Poaceae. Gene Ontology annotation, molecular function: chitinase activity. Gene Ontology annotation, cellular component: extracellular region. Gene Ontology annotation, biological process: carbohydrate metabolic process. The coding region runs from base 136 to 1023 and encodes 295 amino acids.
AUAAAACGUGUACCAUGCACGAAUUCAACGAUCGACAGCAUAUCGAUCUAUAUAUACAUGUACAUGAUGCUCAGCCUAAUAUAAGGAAGCAGCAAGCAAGAAAAAGCUGCUUUAGUUGGCAAGCGAACAUCAACAAUGGCGCCACUACGCCGGAAUCUGCUUCUAGUAUUUGUGUUUGUGGCCGCGGUGGCAGUAAGUUUCGAAGCCGCGGCCGCGGGGAAGACCGGGCAGGUGACCGUCUUCUGGGGCCGCCACAAGGACGAGGGCUCCUUGAGGGAAGCAUGCGACGCUGGCACGUACACCACCGUCAUCAUCUCCUUCCUCGACGUCUACGGCCACGGCAGGUACCAUCUCGACCUCUCCGGCCACGACCUUUCCACCAUCGGCGCCGACAUCAAGCACUGCCAGCGCAAGGGCGUCCAGGUGUCCCUCUCCGUGGGGGGUUUCGGCCGCGGCUACUCGCUCCCGUCCAAGCAGGCGGCGCUCGACCUCUUCGACCACCUAUGGAACUCCUACUUGGGCGGCCACAAGAAGGGCGUGCCCAGGCCGUUCGGCGACGCCUGGCUCGACGGCGUCGACCUCUUCCUCGAGCAAGGCGCGCCCGCCGACCGCUACGACGUCCUCGCCAGGGAGCUCGCCAAGCAUAACAUCUGGGCCGGCCCGGGGAAGCUGCUGCACCUGACAGCGACGGUGCCGUGCAAGUUCCCGCCGGCGGGGUACAUGAAGCGAGCCCUGGACACGGGGAUGUUCGAGCGCAUCCACAUGAGGGCCUACGGCUACGGCGAUGACUACUGCGACUGGGAGCUGGCGUGGGACAAGUGGACGGCCGCCUACUCAGGAAGCUUGAUCUACAUCGGCCUGCCGGCGUCGAUGCAGGUGAGCGGGUGGGUGCACCCAAAGAACAUCUACUACGGCGUCGCCCCCGUGGUGCAAAAGGCGCCCAACUAUGGCGGCUUUAUGCUUUGGGACCGCUACUACCACAAGCAGGAUAACUACAGGAGCUACAUCAUCUCCUAUGCUUGACUUAAAAGUUAAAACACACUUCUCUAUGGUCUAUGCAAUUUGCACUUGUUUUGUGCUCCUCUCCUAUCCAUGUCUUUAUCUUAUUGCAAAUAGCUAGUCAGUGCCCAAGAAUAAAGUGAG